This is a messenger RNA of Camelina sativa (false flax), 1858 nucleotides long. Lineage: Eukaryota; Viridiplantae; Streptophyta; Magnoliopsida; Brassicales; Brassicaceae. The record is from RefSeq and is a predicted model, not a curated record.
AAGAAAAGAAAAAGAAAAAAAAAAUGCUAAAUAAACCCUAAAUUCCCAAUUCCCAAAGUUGAACAACACUUUUUUUUCCCCCCGCUCUCUCUUCUCAGUGAUCGUCCCCACCAAACACCACACCCCCCCUCCCCCGCUCCUCCUCAAUUUCGAUGUCGACCUAUUUUAAUGCUUGAUCGAACACACGAAUGCAUUAUUACUCUUCAUCUCUCCCUAGACCUUGAAAAUCUCGGGGAUUAUUAUGGGUUGCUUUUGGGGUUGCUUCGGUGGCCGGAAGAAUCGCCGGCGUCAGAGACGCAGGGAAGAAUCCGAUCAAGCUAGAGAAAACAAACUCUCUGUGGAAUCUGCGAAAUCUGAUCAUGUGAAUGUUAGAUUCCCCACGGUUGACGAAAUCCCGAAAGCUUCUGUGAUUCCUAUCAGUACUGAGAUUUGUGACGAGGCUGAAGUGAAACGCAGUCCAAGCCCGACUAGGAAGAGAGUCACAUUUGACUCUAAAGUCAAAACCUAUGAACACAUUGUGGUUGAAGUUAACCUCUCGGAAGAGAACACAGAAGAAGUCAAAUCUGAAGAGAGGCCAUUGGAGUCUACCAAGACUGAUAAGUCUUCUUCUUCUGAGAUCGUUGACGUUGUUGCCUCAAACUCCUCAGAUUCGUAUCCUUCAAACCACAGAUACAAGAACUGCAGAGAAAGCGAUGACGACUUAGAGGAGGAUCAGUUAGAUUGCAGUGAAAGCGAUUUCGAUGAAGAUGAAGAAUAUUACAGUGAUGUUGGAUUUAGUGAUGAUAACUUGCAUAACCCGAUCAAAGAAGUUUAUACUGAAGAGACUGAGGAGAUUGAGGCACAACUGAGAAGUUCUGUUGAAAGUGUUAAAAAAGGAAACCACUAUGAUCCCCAAGGAGUACUUAACCCGGUUGAGAAUCUCACUCAGUGGAAAUCCGCUAAAUCCAAAGGGAGAACAAUGCAGAAACAGUCUCAAAAGGAGAACUCUAACUUCAUCUCAGGUCAACAAGAAAAAAGGGACUCCUCUUCUUUAGGCACAGACCCGCAGAAUGAUAAUAUAACACUCAGCUUCAAACCCAAGAAACUGAGAAACGAAGACGUGGCCAUUGAUGCUAGCCUUUCAACAUGGCUCUCAACAUCUGAGACAGGUAGUGACUGCAACAGCGUCUAUAUGUAUACCUCUACACCCGAGAAACACAAGUCUAGCUACUCAUCAAAACCGGUUAGAAUCAACCAUGAUGAUAGACCUGUACUAUGCGCAUUGACACUGGAGGAUAUCAAACAGUUCUCGGCUUCAUCUACGCCCAGGAAAUCACCGAGCAAGAGCCCUGAUGAGACACCUAUUAUAGGCACAGUUGGUGGUUACUGGGGUAAUCACUCAAAGACAAUUGAUUGCGGCUCUGAAACUGCAUUCAAGGGGAUACCGAACACCACCAGCAAGUACAGAGAGGAUAAAAGUGUGAGUUGGCAUUCAACACCAUUUGAGGCAAGACUGGAGAAAGCUUUGAACAGAGAUAAAUAAUGGUGCAGCACUCAUUUUAACACUUGGCGACAUAAUAGAUUGAGUUAGGGAGCUUGAAGGUUCUCUUGGGAAGAGGACAACCUGCGAAACUGCUCCAUUGGUCUCCCAUCACUCCCCAGACUCUGUAACCAAGACUCGUUAGCCAUGUCCUCUUCUCUGACUUGUACUGUUUUACUUCCUUUUGCUCAUCUUCUAGCCCCCUGCAUUGUUCAGUUUUCUUGUUAGAGUAAACCAGAAUAACUAGAGGGGUGUAUAAAAUUUGUUUUGUGCUCACUUGAAGUGAAAUGAAAACUACUCAGGUAUUUAAGUAAUGGAGAAACUUGGCUUUUCACUCAA